This is a messenger RNA of Eleginops maclovinus (Patagonian blennie), 2683 nucleotides long. It is a transcript of the gene sspn, whose product is annotated as sarcospan (Kras oncogene-associated gene). The transcript has 3 exons. The record is from RefSeq and is a predicted model, not a curated record. Gene Ontology annotation, cellular component: sarcolemma; dystrophin-associated glycoprotein complex. Bases 211 to 891 code for a protein of 226 amino acids. Lineage: Eukaryota; Metazoa; Chordata; Actinopteri; Perciformes; Eleginopidae.
GCAGUCGCUUUAGGAAUUCAGUCCAAAUGUUUUCCAUAUUAGUUCAGAGCCUUCUCUGUUUCCAAAUAGCAGACGAGCUGUGCUUAUGGUGAGAGGAGUCCUUGGCAGGGAGGGGAAGGGAAGUUGAGAGAGACAGACGGCAGGCAGGCUUAUCCACCCCAAACACUGAAACAGUAAAAGUCGAGCAUACAAAACGAGAAAAGAGGAGAAAUGGGGCAGGGGCAGAAAGGUUCCUUAGACAAGGAGGAAAAGAAGAAGAAGAAGAAGAAGACAGAUGAAAGUCCAGCGCCAGAGGACGGCCAUAAGUGCAGAGUCUGUCGCUUCCCUCUGCUCAUCGCCCUGCUCCAGCUGCUGUUGGGGGUGGCCGUCACAGUCAUGGCCUUCCUUAUGUUGGCCAUCAGCCCCUCACUCACGGCCCGGGAGACUCCACACUGGGCUGGAAUCAUUCUUUGUUUAGUUGCUAUCGUGGGCUUUAUCCUGUACUGUAUCAAUUACCACCCCGAUGAGAGAUCAUCUACGCAGUUCAUUGCCAAGCUUCUGUACUUUGUCCUGUGUACAAUCGGCCUGGUCAUUUCAGUGCUGGUUAUUGCGUUCUCUGGACACCACUACUCACAGACCAGCAGCUUCGGCUGUCAGCAGGCGGUCGAGGACUGCGUGUGCAAACUGGAUCAAGUUGACCCAAUAGCUCGCACCUUCACCUAUGAGGGAGUCAGUGACUGUGAGGAGAUCACCGGAACCCUCACCCUCUACUUCCUGCUGCAGAUGGUUCUCAACCUGCUCCAAGCUGUCUUGUGUGCCGUCGGUGCCUUCAUCAUGUGGAAGCACCGCUACCAGGUGUUUUUCGCCGGCCUUCAGAUUUGCUCCCCCUCUUCCCAGUGGCAGAAAGUUUAACACAGCAAUGACAAAAUUCAGGGAUGACUCCGUUCAGGGCAUAGGGGAAUACCAUCAGCAUGAGUGACGGAGACAUUUGCCUUUUUGGUUUGUGCCUAAGCGUGUUUUCAUUGAUGUCAAUUAUAUUCACCUUUUGUGAUAGUUUUUCUAUAAUAGCUUUUUGCACACAUUUUGUAUACCAUAUAAGUAACACUAUUUUUCCAGUUGCCAAUGUUAUAAUGUAGAUGAGGAGAAACAAUACAAGUGGUCUGCUUUGAGAAGAAAGAAAAUAUGUGUCCUCUUUGUGACUUAUUCAUGAUUCUAAUUAUCUGGAUAUGUACUGCUCAUAUGCAAUAUGUUGACAGAUUAUUGUCACAACACUGAAACCGCUUUAGUUAAUUUGUUAUGCACUUGACUCCAAAAAAGAACACGUAUUCUUUCGGGUUUGAAUGAUUAAGAAACAGGCUUAUAAUUAGUUGCUAUAUUGACGCUUUAGGUCUCGCACUAAAUUACUUUGUUGUCAAAUUAUGGUUUGCAAAAUAUAAAUCACAUGGCAGUGUUUUACACAUUUCACAUGUCAAAUUGAGCUUUUACUGCAUUAUCAAACAUUAGUAAGACAUUAUCUAAAUAAAAAGUAUAUUAUUGCUUUAAAAUUAAAACAUGUUGUAUAUAUUGCUUGCUGUUAAUACUGAUAAUCCUUUGUGAAAAGAAAAGGCAAAAGUACUUAAAGCUGAUAGAAGAACCCCUGUGAUACAAACAGUCCAAUAAAAUGCAGCUCCUGACAGCAGUAACACAAGCUGGGCAGUGUGCACUUCAUGAGGCUGGAUCCUGACUUGAACUGGGCUGUGGCUGUGAAGGUGGAAGCCAGGCCAGCAGCCAGCAUGACUCAAACAGCCUGUAGGAGUCAAACUACAGCAGCCACAAAGGGAGGGGGAGAAGGGGCCGGGGUGAGGGAAGGGGGACUCAGACAGGCAGCUGGACGGAGGAAACUAAAUCAUCUUGCUGUGUUUACGUUUCAGGUUUUUCAUUUUAAAGAACAGAAGGAGUGAAACAGCGACAAGAUUUUAGCUUUUAGAAUUUUAUUUCCCCUUUGCAGACGGCUUUACUUUAUUCUCACUCAUCUCAGUUGGCGACUGAGGCUUGGUGCCUAUACAUGCUUAGGUUUCAAGGUUUCAAGGUUUUAUUGGCCAUAUGCACAGCAUGUACAACGUAUAUGUUGGCAAUGAAAAUCUUAUGUCCCAUGCUCCUCCAACAACUCAACAUACAUGGUGCAAAUAAGAUAAAUAAAAUAGCAGGGUUUCGGCAGAAAAUAAGAUGAAUUAAGUGCUCGGAAGCAGAGUGUAUUUACUGUGCAAUGUUACAUUGGUUUUGUCAAAGAUGAAAAAAGGUUGAUUUAAUGAGUAUGAUGUAAAAAUAUUGUUUAUUUUUUACAGAAUGUGGUUUAAACAAAGAAGCCAAUAAGCAAAUAUCAUCUUUCAACAAUGUCAUACUUUUUUUGUGAUGAAUACAAAUCUUUGUUUCAGUUAAAUAUGAUUUAUUUUGUCUUUUUCUGUCACCGCACAUACACAGAAAGAGCCAAUUCAGGUAACUUCACUCAUUUAUUGAAUAAAAAGAUUUGUUUUUGUUGUUAAUUGUAUUAAUACUUGUAAAGACAAAAAAACUGAACAAGAACUAGAAAGCGUCUCCCACUGUGCUUCCUUAUGUUAACAUAAGGCCGGCAUGUCCUUUAAACUGAUAGGAAAAUAUUGUUAGAAACAAGAAUUCACAUAAAUGAAGUUGUGAAAAAUGUAUGAAAUAAAAAUAAUUCUCUCUA